CUCUCCCUUCUCUCCCGAGUUUGCAGGGCCUCACUCAAGUCGACUUCCAUAUCCUGGAACCACACUCGUUCUAAUCCUAGGUCGCUACCUCACUGGCAAUCCUUUCAUAACUACGGUCUUUUGGACUAGUAACCACUGCGUUUAAGCACAAACACCCACUUGGCUGCCAAACAAUGAAUCGAUUCUCCGCGCUGUUGGUCCUGGUUCCCUUGCUGGCCUCUUUCACUGCUGUCAAUGCACAGGGCGGGCAGAGCUGCAACAUCACCAAUCUAUGCCCGUCGAGUGCGCCGUGCUGCAGCUCGUACGGUUUCUGUGGUACCGGCUCAUUCUGUAUGAGCGGGUGCAACCCUCUCUACUCUCACAGCCUCGAUUCUUGCAAACCGGACCCCAUCUGCCAAUCCGCAACCCACACCUUUGCGGAUAACUCGCGUAUCAUGCUCAACUCUACCGACUUUGAUGGGAAUGCUACGGAAUACGACUGGGUCGUGAACACGGGCAAUGUUACGAACACGAACGCAAACGGUGGAGAACUAGUUAUGAUCCUCACCGAGGAGGGCGGUGGCACCCGAUUGUCUUCGACUCGAUAUGUGCACUACGGGACGAUCACCACACGCCUGAAGACUGGUCGUUGGGCAGGCGUCGUCACGGCCUUCAUCACCAUGUCUGACAUCAAAGACGAGAUUGACUGGGAGUUCCCCGGUGCGAACACUACGACUGGCCAGACCAACUUCUUCUGGCAAGGAAACAUUCCUACCGACAGCCACGGUGGCACCGCGACCGGCCUUACUGAUACGUACAGCAACUACCACGACUACACCAUUGAUUGGCAACCCGAUACAUUGACUUUCAUGGUCGACAAUCAGACCGUUCGUACCUUAAAGAGGACUGAUUAUGAAGAGGACGGUGUCAGCAAAUACCCCGACACACCUUCGAGCAUCCAACUCAGUUUGUGGCCCGCGGGCAUCAACACCUCUGCUGAAGGCACCAUUGAAUGGGCCGGUGGUAUGAUCGACUGGACCAACUCAGACUACACCUCCGCCGGUCACUUCUACGCGCUCGUCUCUUCCGUCACCGUUCAGUGCAACGAUCAGAGCCCAUCAAAUGCCGACGCGAACAUUACGAGUUACGUAUACGGAGAGAAUUCCACAACGAUGACUCCCGACGUGUCCUUCUCGAACAAGAGCAUCUUGUUGAACGCGGCAGGCAGAGUUGGUGGUGGUGCAGAGGAUGCGGGCAGGAGGGUGUGGUGGGCUGUGGGUGCUGUGUUGUUGGGUAUGGUUGGUUUGGUCUAGGGGGUGAUAGUCGCGGUGAAGAGGAAGUUUGUUGUUUUGUCACUCGGAAUGGUUCCCUUUUGUGUUUUUUUUUGUCGUAUCUUCUUGUUCCUUCACUGUCAUCGUCUAUUCCCCGGUCGUUUCUUGGUCCCUUUACUUUCUAUGUUGUGCAUUCAUGGAUUCGUUUUGUUUUCUGGAUGAUACCCAUGCAUAUCCAUUUAUUAAGUUAAUAGGAUACGAUCUCGCCCUCCGAUCUGUCCCGACUAGUACUCUCCGUCGUAAUCCAACGUGCACGCGAGAACAUGUAGGUCAUAUGCGUAGACCUUGACCACCU
Molecule: messenger RNA, 1605 nt
Organism: Stereum hirsutum FP-91666 SS1
Lineage: Eukaryota; Fungi; Basidiomycota; Agaricomycetes; Russulales; Stereaceae
Product: glycoside hydrolase family 16 protein
Exons: 10
Coding region: 174-1292 (372 amino acids)
Biological process (GO): fungal-type cell wall organization; carbohydrate metabolic process
Cellular component (GO): fungal-type cell wall
Molecular function (GO): glycosyltransferase activity; hydrolase activity, hydrolyzing O-glycosyl compounds
Source: RefSeq, a predicted model, not a curated record